Messenger RNA from Lates calcarifer (barramundi perch), 2203 nucleotides. Its product is annotated as protein eva-1. The record is from RefSeq and is a predicted model, not a curated record. Bases 470 to 1144 code for a protein of 224 amino acids. Lineage: Eukaryota; Metazoa; Chordata; Actinopteri; Centropomidae. The transcript has 6 exons. Gene Ontology annotation, molecular function: carbohydrate binding.
CCAGUCAUCCUGUAGAUUGAUUGGUAAAGUUUGUUGAUUUAAGGUUUGUUAUUGACUCACACCAUGUAAACGUCUGUACAGCUCUUCACUGUCUUUAUGUCACAGGAGAAGAAGAAGACGUCCUCAGUCCUCAUCCUCCAGAGCUCUGAUCAGGUGUUUUCCAGGUUGGACCACAGACAUCAGACCUGUGAGCUGCUGUAAUACUCAGGUGUAUGUGGUGUAUCAGGUGUGUUAGAGGUCUGGAACCAGGAGAAUCAGAGCUUCACUUCAGGAGUCAGACUCUGUUUGUUCAGACCUGUGUAUAUGCUGCAGUGUAAAGAAGCCUAUAGGUUUUUGAAAACAUGCUCAUUUAGUGAAUCUGAGCCUGUUAACCGACACAGUUCCCCCCCCCGCUGAACAUCCAGAUGUUUUUCUUUUAAGUUUUCAGCUUCUUAAUGAGAAAUGUGGAGGAGAACGAGGAGAAGCUGGGAUGGAAAGUGUUAAAGGUCCUGGAGCCUGUGGAUUUAUAGACGCCUCUGCUGCAGCUCUGCAGGGUUUUACAUGUUCAUCACAUCUGGGCCAGGAGGCCCUGCAUGCCUGCAGCGGGGGGGGACAGGCGUCUGCAUGUCUGCUGACAGGACGGACACAUAAAUACCUGGACGUCCAAAUGCUGCUCUCACUGUCAGAGCGUCUGCAGGUGGACGACGGACAAGACGCCAACAUGGUCGCGCUGAGGCUGGUCGCCUUCGCCUUGCUGGCUGCAGCUUGGUAUCUCACUGGUGCUGCUGAGGGAGAGGUCAUCUACGCCUGCCUCAAUGACACUGCUAAGAUGUCCUGUGAGGUCGGCACUAAGAUAAACCUGGAGCACAUCCUGUACAAAGUGGGCGUGGGGACGAGGUGUGGGGAGGGAAAACGUCACCCGGACGACGGACCCGACACCUUCUGCACCUUCCCCUGGGCUGAGAUGGUGGUGGAGGAUCUCUGUGGGAACAGGAGGUCCUGCGAAGUCCCCGUCACUGAGCGGGUGUUUGGUGAAUAUCCCUGUAAGGAGGAGACCAGGUACCUGGAGGUGUCCUACUCCUGCGCCAAACCACCUCCUCCACCUCCUCCUCCUCCACCUCCAACCAAACCCGCCUGUGAAGAUAAAUCAGCUGCUGACGUCUGAAGCUUUAUUGUUCAUCUCUGUGGACAGAACAGAUGAAGAGCCAUCGCCUCCUGAGGACGGAGGCUGCAGUCACAGCUCAGAUCUGUUGUUUCCUCCCGGACAAACCAAGGUGGUAGAUUAGAGUUUAGAUGUUAGAGAAGAUGCCUGAUGUUUCUGUUUGUUUCUGUUUGAGCUCAUGUAUCUAAACCAUCAAACAUAUCUGAGCUGAUUCACUGCAGGAGGAUUUAAAGUGAAUAAAACACGUCUUUCAUUGUGUGAACAGAUGAUGUUUUCUUCUGUUUAUUACUUUCUGUCACAUCACAUGAUCUUCAGCAGACAGUUUGUUCUGUUGUAUGAACUGUAUAUAUCUUAACGUACAUGUUGAUGAUGUUAUGUGUUGUAUAAAUCACUUUAUGUUUUAAAGUAUCUGUGGAGUUUUCAGUUGAACAGAUGAAAACGUCAUUUCUCCUUUUUUUUACAUGACAGCUUAAACAACUUGUUGAUGAAUUAUUUACUGGAAUGACGUAAAAUGACUCGAUUCUUUGUUGAUUGAUAAAAAGGAACAGAAACAUUUAGAACGACACUUCUCAAAAACACUCAUUAUUUUCCACUUUUAUAAAUUCCUGUUUGAUAGAAACAGCAGACACAGUUCAUGAGUCUGAAGUCUAACGUUUCCUCACUGGGGGGCGCUGUCGGUCUGUCCAACAGGUUUAAGACUUAAUAAGAAAAUAAAGUUAUUAUCAAACACAUCCAAUGAUCGUUUAUACAUUUUAGUUUUUACAUAAAUCACCUGAAACUGUGAAACAAUUUCACCUCAAGGUGUAUUUAGUUUUAAUUAACAGUAAAUGAGUUUUCCUUCAGAUGUUAAUGUGUUAAUGCAGUUUUUAGUUCAUAAACGUACAGUGAAACAGUGAAACAGUGAAACACUGUCUGUGUCGCUGCUCAGUUUUUAUUCACCUGUGUGAGAAUAAACUUGUUUUUCUCUCAGUGAUGAACUGAUGCAGUGUUUUUAUCUCCUCCUCCUCAGUCACUGAGCUGUGAUCAGCUUGUUUCCAUUUCUCCGUCUGUCUGAGCAGAAUC